AUGGGACGCAAGCCGAACGCGCUGAUCCUCGAGUUCUUCGAGAGAGGAGCCAAAUUGGCCGACCAGAGUAACAGAUACGAGCAUAGCUGCAAAAGAUGCGGCGAGGUGUUUCCAAAGGGUAGACCGGACAGUUUGACACGUCACUUGUUCGAGAAAUGUGCCAACAUCACCGACGAGGACCGCUCACGCGCCUUGUGGCAGCCCGCCGACAACUAUACCGCCUCUGCCACAUCAACACCACAGUCAGACGCCGACCUUCCUCUGAUGCCACGCCGCGAGCCCUCGGGACUGGAUGCGCUUGCCGAGGUGUCACGUCAGCUGCAAGCCAAUGGUCAGCACGAAGAGGCUCUGGUAGCCCAACUGCGACAACACAUGGAUCAAGAGAAGGACAACGGGCCCAUGAUGCACACCACAAGCAACCCUGCCGGCUAUCCUAGAAAGUCGAGAAAGCGUCGAGCAGAGUCGGAUGUUGCUUCACACCGUCAGCACCCGCAUACACAUGCACAUGCACAUGCACAUCCUCCAGUUGAUCCACAACUCCAGCAGGCCGACGACUAUUCAACCUUUGUCAACAACUCUCUCGAAGAGACGUCUGCCCACCAAUCGCCUCAACCUCAGUCCCAACCGACGUCUCAAUCACACCAGUCCCGCCAGCAUUCGCAACAGCCACAGCAGCUCCAGACCCAUCAGCAACCACACCAACCCGUACAGCCACCUUCCCAGCAACCAGUACACCAUCCAAUGCAGCAACAAGCACAACUGUCUGCUCAAUCCGACGACCAGCUAACACACACCUCACACCACUCGACUCAGACACCCCAACAACAAGCACAAGACACUACGCCACAAUCAUACGCCGAGCCACCAGCUUUCACCGUCAAUCACGGUGGUUUUGGUCUGCUCCAACGCGCAAACAAGAACAAGGUGCGUGGCAGGUUCUCCGAGGAAAGACGUAAACAGGUUCAGACGGUGCGCAAGAAGGGUGCAUGUCUUCGCUGCCGCAUGUUGAAGAAACCCUGCUCUGAAGGCACUCCCUGUGGCACUUGUCAGAACAUCGAAAGCGCAAGGCUGUGGAAGAAUGCUUGUAUCCGCUCUCGCAUCGCCGAAGAGUUUACUCUCUACUCUUCCUCGCUCUUCCACGCCAAAGAACACCACACCGUCAUGUCCGCUUUGCAAGGCGUUGAGCCUAUGCAAUUGCCUGGCAGAAUCGAAGUCACUCUCUUUCCCGACACCAACAUAUACGCAACUUUUCCUGCUCUCAUGACGCCUCCCACCGCUCCGUCCCUGAUCUUCAUGCUUAACUACAGACGUGAUCCGGACACGCUGGCCGCUACCUUGGAACGCUACUUGCACAUGGUCAUUAUGCAGUGCAUCUCUCGUGAGCCCUCGACCUUCAUGCGAUCAACACUUGAAGUGGCCACUGAGCUCAGUGUUGAUCACAAUGAUGUUCUUCUCGGAAAGUUGAUCAAUCUUUGGGCCGCCACAAAUAUCCUGAUCUCGAAUGAGCCCAUCUGGUCCAUCUUCUACGAGCCCAACCAUCCACCGGUAAUGGAAGCCGUUCAUGGCGAGCACGCCGAAGAAAAUGCCUCCACGUCACAAGACAAGAGUCACUCGGAUCGCAAAGCUUUCUCGCAAGACAGCACAGACUAUAUCGUCAUCUACGCCCAGCUGCAGCAUGCCGCUGAGAGAUACUGCCAAAAGCAAGCCAAGUUCGUCAUGAACGAACUCGAGCGUCGCCUUUUGCAGCGUCAACAGUCAUCCUCCUUCCUCACCUUCCUCGCCGCCGUCAUCCUUCUUAAUUGCGUCGAGCGCAUGACAGGGCUAUAUCACUCCUUCGACCCCACGGGAUCUUCCUCCGCGGAGGACAUUCACGCUCAACUCACCACCGCAAACGACAAUGAAGACCAACAUCCCAAUCAACCCGUCGCUUCUCCCAGCGAAACCUCCGACCGCCCCGUCGACUGGCUCCUCGAAGACCCACCCUCCCACUACUGGCCCCAAGGCUCCUCCUUCAGCAACAUCCUCCACCUUUUACUUCGCAUGCGUGGCCUUCCCCCUGCUACACUGGUCCGUCACACAGGCACUCUAGUCGUCAUCCCUAGUUCGCACAACAAAGCCUAUUCGUCAGAGACUUCUGGUCCUGCCGCAGAGUCACAGUUACAACUCGCUGCUGCGUGGAUCGAACGCACGAAUGUGUCGGCGUAUGAUUUGUUGAGGGCUAAAGAUAGAGCGAUGGGGGAACUUGGGGGUGAGGUGAGGAAUUGGGAUUUGAGGUUUAUUGCUGCUCUGUUGUUGCCUAUGAGUGCUUGA
Messenger RNA from Aureobasidium subglaciale EXF-2481, 2310 nucleotides. RefSeq lists its product as uncharacterized. The coding region runs from base 1 to 2310 and encodes 769 amino acids. Gene Ontology annotation, molecular function: DNA-binding transcription factor activity, RNA polymerase II-specific; zinc ion binding. The transcript is spliced from 2 exons. Gene Ontology annotation, biological process: regulation of DNA-templated transcription. The record is from RefSeq and is a predicted model, not a curated record. Lineage: Eukaryota; Fungi; Ascomycota; Dothideomycetes; Dothideales; Saccotheciaceae.